This is a messenger RNA of Cryptotermes secundus, 3958 nucleotides long. RefSeq names its product protein FAM193A. The record is from RefSeq and is a predicted model, not a curated record. Bases 170 to 3934 code for a protein of 1254 amino acids. Lineage: Eukaryota; Metazoa; Arthropoda; Insecta; Blattodea; Kalotermitidae. The transcript is spliced from 16 exons.
AUAUAAACACCAAACUCCCAGUACGCCAUAUUGAGCGAAUGUUGCCCGUGAAGCUUGGGGCAACUUAUUUAGUGGUUUUUUAAAAGUGUUUGAGAAAAUAUUUCUCACGUAGUAUUAUUAACUAAUUUAACAUAGGUAAUAAUCACUAUUUAAACAUUUGAGAACUAGAAUGAGCUGCUCGGAUUCGAAAAAAUCGAAGAAGAGAAAGAGCAGCAAAAGUGGAAACAUGGGUGACGUUCUUGGGAAAGAAUGCGGGGAUGGCGAGAAAGAUGAAAUGCCGCAGGAAACAUGCAGUGAAGAUGUCAGAGAAGAAGCCGACGGAGCACCUAAUGUAGAUGAGCAGUCUUCUCAGUCUAGUGGAGAACUGGAUAGCUACGAACUGAAACGAUCGGACGAUGUCAAGGAUGAAAUGAUUCAGUCAGAUGAAAAUUCAACUUUGCCACUCAUUACUGCAGCAGCAAGCCAGCGAGAAGAAAAGCCAUGUACAUGUGAAGCCUGCAAGGAUAAGCGGGAGUUGGCAGCAGAGCAGCUGGAAGAAAUGCGUCGAUUGCAGUCUUAUUGGAUGGAACUUCGUCAGUACAUUCGUAUGGUUUAUCGCAUGGCAAUGGAAGGCAGAACAGUUGAGAACAGUGGUGCAGAGGAUUAUGAGGACAAGAUGAAGGACCUGGUUCAAAAAUUGUGUGCUCGUGACCCACAUCAGCUUUUUCAGAGGCUUGAGUCACAGGUGCAGGAAUUUGUAAUUGAGGCAAAAGUCCGGCAAUUGGAACUGCUUCAUCGAGAGCAGCAAACUCCGGAAUUGGCUCAGAUAUUCCUUACAGGCCUGCUAGAGGGAUAUGACAAACUCUGCCUUGCUGCAAAGCAGCUGGCCCCUUUGCUACAGCAACUGGAGACUGAACACUUGCAUCGGUUCAACCUUACAUGGGAGGUCCUAAACAAACACCUGUAUCAGAGUUGUGUGUAUACUGACCCUCUUGUGCAGAACAAUCUGCCCCAUUACAUAGGACAGUUACGCAGUGUGACCGCAGGGAAGAAUCAAACCUAUUCUGAGUUGGUGCACCACUACUUGGCAUUUGAUGAUGAAAUGACCCUUAUUGGAGCUAUGUGGAGGGACACAGAAACACUUGUUAUUGAAUAUAAUCAGGAGCAGGCUACCUUGAAAGCAAAGCAGCGUAUGCUGAGGGAAGACUGGGAGCUGUUCAAAGCACAACGAAAGCUUAUUCACCAGAAGAUGUGGAAUAAGACUGCAAGUGGACUCCGAGAGUUUGAUGAGCAUUUCAUGACAGUAGCUAGCCGUGGAGGCCCUACACCAGGUCCUGGACCUGGUAGCCCCAGAGAUAGUAGUCCUGAUGAUGAUACAGGAGGUUCUGGGGGCUACUGUCCUGGCUGUAGCUCUCGCAGGGGCUGUCCAUGCGAUGAAUGUGCUGUGACUCAUCUUCUGACCUGUGGUGGUCUCAUCACACCACCAGACUCUCCAGGACCUCUGUACAGCCAUAAAGUUGAUGUCAUACAAGAGUAUCGAGUUGAGGGUGAGGGGAGCGAGCAGCCCCCAGAAUCUCCGUCAGAGCCAGACAUUGUGAGUGAAGGUGCUGUGGGGGGAGGAGAGGCAGAAGGAAUGGAGCUUGCUUCAUCACAGCAGCAGAGUUGCGAGUGUCAUGUGUGCACUGCUCCACUGACACCUAUGGAUCUGAUGGAAAGCUAUGAAUGUCACUCGUGUGUUCCUGGAGGAGCAUCAGCUGUCAAUAUGAACCUCCAUGCAGGGGGUUUUCAUUUAUACCCACAUAUCCAUGGUACUGGAGGAGGUGGUGAUGCUGGCAGCCUGUAUCCUCACUUGUACAACAUUCCGCCUUCCAUUCUCACACAGCUGGGCUCUAAACAUUCACGCCUUGGUGUUCACCUUCAGGAUCAGCUUCAGUUAACAACAGGUGCUGAGGCUAAGGCAGCUCACUUACUCCAUUCUCAGCUGACAAGUCCUGCAAUGUCCACUGUGGCUGAUCUGCUACCAUUAGAGGCUCUUCCACCACCAUCAAGUCCUCCUAGGGUUACCAAUACAGCAACUCCUGUCCCAAGCCAUCCCAAACCCACAAGCAGCCCACGAUCAUCACCUUCUGCACCAAAAACACCCACAUCCGUCCUACAGCCACAUAAACAAAACUCUUCUGCGAUGGUAUCAGUUGCCACAAAGGAAAGCAUUCCAGUCUCAGAAGCCUCAAUAGCAAAAUUGGGGGCUCCGUAUAGGGAGCAAAGUGGAAAUGGGAAAAUCACAGUUCAAAACUUGCAGAGUUCUGCUUCUACACAGACAAGCCCUAAUAAAGCCAAGACUCACCUCCAGCAACAUGUUGGAGUGGCUCAGCAGAAGUCCCUUGGGGGGAUGACCGCCCAGGCAACACUACCACGACAGCAGCUCUCUCAGAACUUUGUCCCUGUAAAGAGGGGUCCUGCUGUUGCUGCGUCCCAACAGCCAUCAGCAAAUGGCCAUCACCACCCUGUGAGUUCUGUGAGUUCCUCAGUCAGGCAUUCCACAACACAGACUGCCAGUCCAGCAGGGCACUCCCAUGCCCAUGGUCACCAGCCUCUACCUGAUGUUGUCAAGUCCGCUGCCACAAGCACAACACCGCAUCGAACAACAGCUGGUUCUGCUGCUUCUAAGGUUCCUGCUCAUUUGUGCCACAAGAGUCUCAAGAACGGAGGAAGUAUUGAACCAAUCAAGCGAGUGGCAUGUACUGACUAUCCAGACAGUGAGGUGGUUGACUUGGAGGAUUCAUCAAGCCAAGAUGACACUUGUUCAGAACGUUCUAGUUCUACUACCACGUCAACUCAGCGCGAUUCUCGCCACUGCGAUUGCUGUUACUGUGAAGUAUUUGGCCAUGGCAUGCCAUCUGUUGCCCCUGUGAGUCGCAAUUAUCAAGAAAUGAGAGAAAGACUAAGACUGCUUCUCACAAAGAAAAAAGCGAAGUGUAAGAUAGGUGGUGCUGGGCCUGGUGGUACCAGUGGGAUAGGAAGUGCUACAGUACCACAAGCUGGGGCAGCACCAUCACCUGGUACAGCAGAAACUGCAGUGAAAUUGAAUGCAGUGUCUGCUGCAGGAGUCUCGUCUGUACCUUCCCCAGCAGCCUCGGGCCCAGUUCUUGCCAAGCAGGCCUCGGCUGAUUCCCUUCCACAGCCUGUAAAAGACCCAAGAGACCUGGAAGCAUUGCUAGACUUCAUUGAGGGGAAUCAGUCUAGUAAAUGCAAAGAUGCUAAGAAAGCUGCCAAGAAAGCUAGACAGAAACAGAAAAAGUUGGAGGAGAAGGAGAAGAAAGAUCAAGAAGAAGCAGAGAGGCAGAGACUUGAAGAGCUUCAAACUAAAACACCAGAAGUUACAAUUACUGUAGUCAAUUCUUCCGGUUUACAUGGCGUCGGUUCUAAUGCAUCUUCCUCAUCACUGCAAAGUAACUCUGUGAGAGGAAAUAAGAAUUCAAAGAAACAAAAUUCAGUGUUGGUAGAGCAGAGAAAUGACAGCAAGGAAGAGGGUGUUUGUGUUUCUAGGGAAGCUGCUCCUACGCGUGUGACUUCUUCAGCCUCACAGCAGCCUCCUCAAAUGGUAACCAUCAAGAGGGUGAUGGAAGGCAAUGGAAGUGAACCUACUGUAACCAUCACUCUGAAGGGGGCUACACCUGACAAAGACAAAGUCCUCUUCACCUUGGUCAAUGGGCAAGGUGACUACCUUUGUCAGUCACAAGAGGACUCUAAAGUGGGGAUGCAGCCAAUGUCCAGCCAGAAUGCAAAACAUAGUCAAUGUAACACAAACAGUAAUUCAGCCAGUAGUAAGAAAAAAAAGAAUAAAGGAAACAAUAACAAUUGCUCCCAACAGCAGAACAAUCCAUCAUCAUCAUCAUCAUCAACAACAACAACAACAACAACAUCAUCAUCUAAAUCUCAACAUUCCACUGCCUAAAAUACAACUUCAUGUAAACCUUCC